UUUAGAAUCAUCCACUUUCCAUUUCUUAGUAAGAAGAAAAUCAAGUAUGAGUCUAAAAGUGUUYGUACUGCUGUGUCUCGCCCUGGUGGUCGUGAUCAUGUUGGACCAAGCAGAGGGCGUUCGUUGCAGGCGAAAAUGCAAAGUGUCUUGCAGGGUGAGGUGCUCAUACAGACACGGCAGAUUUAGGUGUAAGCCACAUUGCGGAUUGCACUGUAAGGUUCAAUGUCGUGGCAGGGACGAAGCCGAACAAAUGGAGGAUUCGUAUCUCAACUGUGAAGAGUUCGUGAAAUCCAACCUAGAGUUUGGAGAUCGCCAGCCAUCUUGUUAAACAUCCCUUAACGAACCGGAAAGUCUCACGACGUCAAACGAAAGAAACGGCUUGGAUAAAAAGAAUGCCCUUCCCAGUUCCUUCGACCAAUUUUGGCGUUGAAAUAUCUAUAGAGCUUGGGUACUAGGGCUUGAGGUCAGCCCAAGCUCUUCAGGUUUUAAUCGCGCCAACUUAGAUCGAGGGAACUGGGUUUCAAUAGCAUAAUUAGAUAAAAUGAUUUAAUGUCAAAGAAAUAAUUGCAUUGCAAAAGUUUACAGAAAUAGAACAAUAAAUUAAAAAUAAAAUAAAUAAAUAAAAAUUGAAACGAUCUGACAAA
Molecule: messenger RNA, 644 nt
Organism: Actinia tenebrosa (Australian red waratah sea anemone)
Lineage: Eukaryota; Metazoa; Cnidaria; Anthozoa; Actiniaria; Actiniidae
Molecular function (GO): calcium ion binding
Source: RefSeq, a predicted model, not a curated record